Molecule: messenger RNA, 815 nt
Organism: Patella vulgata (common limpet)
Lineage: Eukaryota; Metazoa; Mollusca; Gastropoda; Patellidae
Product: steroid 17-alpha-hydroxylase/17,20 lyase
Exons: 5
Coding region: 134-676 (180 amino acids)
Molecular function (GO): oxidoreductase activity, acting on paired donors, with incorporation or reduction of molecular oxygen; heme binding; iron ion binding
Source: RefSeq, a predicted model, not a curated record
UGAUAUUGACGACCAAAUAUUUUUGAAGUUAUUGAAUGCUCUGGAUGAGGGUACCACUGGUGUUGGAAACGGCUUCUUUGAAGAUGUUUUCCCUCCUCUUCGUAAAUAUCCAACAGCAAAAUUUAGAAAGAUUAUGUCAACGAUUGAUCAUUUAAUGGAGUUUAUAAAAGAUGAAUGCAAUAAACAUUUUGAGAAUUUCUCAGAAGAUAAUAUGAACGAUUUUACAGACUUUUUGAUCAAUGCCAGAAAACAGGCUGUUCUGGAAGAUCCUGAUAUAGACUCGAUUAUCACUAACAGUCAUCUUACCCAUGCAAUUAGCGAUAUAUUCAUUGCUGGUGUUGAUACAACCAGACAAACUAUCACCUGGACAAUUCUAUUAUUAGUAACACAUCCAGAAAUACAGAAGAAGGUUCAGGCUGAAUUAGAUCAAGUAUUAGAUGCUGGACAAGCCCCCACUUUACGCGACAGAGAACGUUUGUCCUACACCGAAGCUGUUUUACAUGAGAGUAUGCGACUGUGUCCAGUCGUACCAAUGGGAUUACCACAUACAACCCGCUGUGAUACAACUAUUGGUGAAUACGAGAUACCUAAAGGUACUUUGGUGAUGAUCAACCACUGGGCGCUUCACAAUGAUCCUGGGGUAUGGAAAGAUCCUGAUGUCUUCAGACCAGAAUGAUUACUUGACGAUGAUGGAAAACUUGCGCCCAAAACGAUGUCAUGGCUACCAUUUUCUGCUGGACGUAGAAAUUGUUUGGGUGAAACCAUUGCUAGUCCCGAGAUGCAUCUCAUGUUGGCUCUACUUCUGAGGAAUAUGA